UGACGGCACGUUGUAUUACCCCGCCCCGACUCAGUGAAACGUAAACUGUGUUAAGAUGGCGGCGGCGCAGUUGUUCCGGAAAGAUUAACGGUCGAAAAGCACAGUGAGGCCGGCUGGUUAGUGAUUCGGUAAUCCCACCAGCGAGCCAGUCCCGAUCCAACGACAGUCGCCGGAGCCAAUCAAGGAGACGAGAGGAUGUGUUGCUGCGUUUGCACGGGUGGCUGAUAGUUCGCUGUGGGUGUUGUAAGGAUGAACCAGGAGGCUGAUGUUUCCAUAUGGGGAUGGGGAUGCCUUGGUGUCGUUCUUUUUCUAGUCACUUUUGGACCUUUUGCUAUAUUUUACUUUGCGUUUUAUAUCCUGUGCUUUGUGGGUGGGGGUUUUGCAGUGGUAUUGCUUUUUGGGAAGACAAAUUCUGAGAAACAUCUUGAAAAGUGUGAGCAGACUUUUCUUCCUGCAGCACCAACAGGAGUCCCCAAAGCUUUAGAAGAAAUGAAACGUGAAACUAGGCAAAUAAAGAUUGACCGACGUUUGACUGGUUCAAGUAUAAUUGAUGAACCUCUACAGCAGGUCAUCCAGUUUGCACUAAGGGACUAUAUACAAUACUGGUAUUAUACUCUAAGCAAUGAUGAAUCAUUUUUACUUGAAGUCAGACAAACUAUACAAAAUGCACUAGUUCAGUUUGCUACAAGGUCAAAAGAAGUAGACUGGCAACCAUACUUCACAACACGAUUAGUAGACGACUUUGCUACCCAUCUUCGUGUGUUCAGGAAAGCUCAGCAAAGGAUAGAAGACUUGAGACCAAAAAAAGAUAUCUCUGAAGAAUUUGUUGAAACAUUUUUUGAAGUUGAAGUAGAAAUGGAGAGAGAAGUGUGCCGUGACCUCAUUUGUACUUCAAGCAAAGAUGAAGAAGCAUUCUUGAGAGAUCUCUGUGAGGUUCUAUUGUAUUUGAUUCUUCCUCCUGGAGACUUCCAUAACAAGAACAUGAGAUAUUUCCUGAGGGAAAUUUUGGCAAAAGGAAUUCUUCUUCCGUUAAUUGACCAGCUUAGUGAUCCUGACUUUGUUAAUCAGUAUAUUAUAUGGAUGAUUCGUGAUGCCAAUUGUAAUUAUGAAGCUUUUCUGAAUAUUAUCAAACUAAGUGACAAAGUUGUGGAACUGGAAGCAGUGAAAGAUAAAGCUGCAGAAGAGUUGCAGUAUCUUCGAUCCUUAGAUACAGCUGGUGAUGAUAUAAGCAACAUAAAGAAUCAGAUGAACAGUUUACUUUUCGUGAAGAAAAUCUGUGAUUCGAGGAUACAGCGAUUAAACUCCGGAAAGGAUGUAGAUACACUCAAGCUUGCUGCAAACUUCGGAAAACUUUGCACAAUUCCCCUUGACAGUAUUCUUAUGAAUAAUGUUGCAUUACAAUUUUUCAUGGAUUAUAUGCAGCAAACAGGAGGUCAGGCGCAUCUUUUCUUCUGGCUCACAGUGGAAGGAUACAGAGUCACUGCACAACAGCAGCUGGUUUUGCAAAGUGAACAUAAAGAUGGUGAAAGACAGAGUAAGCAAACCAAAGGAUUGCUGCGUGCCGCAGCUGUUGGUGUGUAUGAUCAGUAUUUGUCAGAAAAGGCAUCGCCAAGAGUCCAUGUUGAUGAUAACCUGGUUGCUAAAUUGGCAGAAAAGUUGAAUUAUGAGGAUCCUACACCAGAAAUAUUUGAUGAUGUUCAAAGAAAAGUCUAUGACAUGAUGCUGAAGGAUGAGCAAUUCUACCCCUCUUUCAGGCAAAAUGCUCUUUAUGUACGGAUGUUGGCUGAAUUGGACAUGUUGAAAGAUCCUAGUAUCAGAGGAUCAGAUGAUGGAGAUUUGGAGUCUUUCAAUGGCUCUCCAAAUGGUAGUUUAAAUUCGUCACUAGAUGAUCUUUCAAAUACCAGUUCUGAAGAGUCAUUGCAACUUCAAGUAACUAUUAGUGACACUGUCCAUGCUGAUUAUGAACCAUAUCCUGUGGCAGGAGUAUGCAAUGACCAUGGCAAGACCUAUGCUCUGUAUGCAAUCACUGUUCGGAGGAGAAACCCAGAUGGAAGUGAGGAUGGUUGGAAGACUUAUCGCCGCUACAGCGAUUUCCAUGACUUUCACAUGCGGAUAACUGAGCAGAGUCAUCCUACCAAACAGUUUUUUUUCUUUCUAUUUGUAUGUUGCUGUCUGCUGCACCUGACUGAACUGAGCCACAGAGAAGUUGUAUCUGGGACUAUUAAGGACAGUAGCUUUUUCUAAGGAAAAUAAUUUUCACCUCUCCUGACAGUGGUUUGUACUUAUUGAAAACAAAAACAAUAAACUUCAGUUUCAAUGGCUGUAAUCAUGUACUUUAUCAUUUUGAAUACAAAGAAGGUUAUUUAGCAGAAAUACAUGUUUACAAUGGUAGCAUGUCUGCUUUGAAUAUUCAAUUCUGUUGGCUAGUCCAAAAGCUUUUGUUGGUGUUCAGUGAUACGCUAUUAAUGAUAUGUUAAUGAAGGAGAUGGUUACUUAAAGCCAUCCCUGAAUGCAUUCUGAAGUUUUCAUUAACUGUGGUGGUGGCAUCCGUUAGUCUCGUGAGACCAUGGAUCUGCACCUGGAAUGGUUUCCAGGGCACAGGCCUGGGCAAGGUUGUAUGGAAGACCGGCAGUUGCCUCUGCUGCAAGUCUCUCCUCUCCACGACACCGACGUUGUCCAAGGGAAGGGCAAGGGCCGAUACAGCUUGGCACCAGUGUCGUCGCAGGAGUUGCCAGAACAAGAUUGAAGGCAAUGUCGGACUGCCUUAGGGCCUCCAGCUCCAGAUUUGUCCUCAGGAUUUACUCCCAAAGCCUUUCCCAUGAGUGGGUAUGGCCGCAAGGCAGCGGAGGUUUGAAAUCAGAGUUUUCCCUCUCUUAGAUGGACUAACGAGCUUCAUCUACCCGAAGCACUGGUUUUAAGGCGCCAGGACCACCUUCGCCCCUUCUCCUGUUAGUAGAAACAGUUCCAUCGGGCUUAAAGGCUAAGCCAGACGAGAAGGCCAGGAGUUGUACUUGGUUGUCAGAGGCUAUUUGAGGCGCAUGCCGUGAGGAGCACUUUUAGGUAGUGGGAGCUUGUCCCCACUACCACUCCUUGGCUUGACAACCUUGGAACCAUUCACUAACUACCAUUUAACCAUUGUCGACUCCUGCUGCAUUGUUUCAAUGGGACAGAAUCAGAAUGUCUCAUACCCCGUGAUUGGUUUCAAUAACCUUAAGGUAUAAGUUGAAGUUAAAUUGUGAACAGAUUUUAUUUCCUGAAGAUGGGUUCAGCAGACCCGUGUGUCCUCAUUUUAAUUAGUAUCUGAUAUCCAUAAUUUUAUAACUCUGGAAAAAUUCUUGGCAUUCCUUCAUGAUGGCCUCAAGUUAGAAAAGUUAGAAAACGUUAAGGAGAUCUGAUUAUGUAAAUCAGCAGAAGUGCUCCAGAGAUGAGGACUAGGGAGAUGGUAUCUGCUGUAAAGUUGUUUCGGCAGCAGGCAAAUUUCAGUGGGUUGAGGUUAUCUGGAAAGUUGGAGUUGUUGCAUGACAUGACCAGCUACUUGAGGCAAUUCAUGAUGGUAGAUGCCAGAGCCACUGGGCAGUAGUCAUUGAGGUACAUUAUCUUGUUUUUCUUGUUUACUGGGAUUAUAGUGGCCGCCUUAAAGCAGGAGUGAACCGUGGCCUUGAAGCGGAGUGAGAUUAGAGAUGUCUACUAAUGCCCUUGCCAACUGAUCUAAGGACACAGCCAGAGAUACUAUCCUCACCAAAACCCAAUAAAAGAGGAAAAUAAUAUUUACCAACUUUUGUUUCUGGCUCCCCGAACAAACAAAUAAUGACCUCUUUUAGACUUCCUAUCUGGUUAGUUUUGUCAAUCUUAGCAGUUCUUGGUCACCUGUCUCACUUCUUUACUGAAUGAUCUUAAUAAAUUACACAUCUUUGGAAUCCUGCAGUUUGUUAACCAUGUUCACAAUUAACGUUUCUGUGGUUAGCUUCAAAGAAAAUCACAAACUGUGCCAGAUUAAGAUCUAGGGUAUAUUUUGCUGUUGCUGUUGCAGUUUCCCUAGGCUUAAGUUCAUAUUUUAAUCAGAUUUGAGGUGUGGGGACUGUACACUAUCCAGCUGGUAUAUGAGGUGAGGUUCUGUACCCUAUCCAGGUGGUAUAUGAAUGUGGGACUGUACACUGUCGGUGUGGUAUAUGAAGUGUGGGACUAUACACUAUCCGGGUGGUAUAUGAGGUGUGGCACUGUACACUGUCCAGGUGGUAUAUGAGGUGUGGCACUGUACACUGUCCAGGUGGUAUAUGAGGUGUAGCACUGUACACUGUCCAGGUGGUAUAUGAGGUGUGGCACUGUACACUGUCCAGGUGGUAUAUGAGGUGAGGGACAGUACACUGUCGGGGUGGUAUAUGAGGUGUGGGACUGUACACUAUCCAGGUGGUAAAUGAGGUGUGGGACUGUACACUAUCCAGGUGGUAAAUGAGGUGUGGCACUGUACACUAUCCAGGUGGUAUAUGAGGUGUGGCACUGUACACUAUCCAGGUGGUAUGAGGUGUGGCACUGUACACUAUGCAGGUGGUAUAUGAGGUGUGGCACUGUACACUAUCCAGGUGGUAUAUGAGGUGUGGCACUGUACACUAUCCAGGUGGUAUAUGAGGUGUGGCACUGUACACUAUCCAGGUGGUAUGAGGUGUGGCACUGUACACUAUGCAGGUGGUAUAUGAGGUGUGGCACUGUACACUAUCCAGGUGGUAUAUGAGGUGUGGCACUGUACACUGUCCGGGUGGUAUAUGAGGUGUGGCACUGUACACUAUCCGGGUGGUAUAUGAGGUGAGGGACAGUACACUAUCCAGGUGGGAUAUGAGGUGACGGACUGUACACUAUCGGGGUGGUAUAUGAAGUGUGUUACUGUACACUAUCCUGGUGGUAUAUGAAGUGUGUUACUGUACACUAUCCAGGUGGUAUAUGAGGUUACUUGAAUUUCUUGAUUCUAGCAUUAACUUUAUUUGCAAAUCUUGAAAAGGUUGUCUGUCACCACUAACACACAUCAAAGUUGCUGGUGAA
This is a messenger RNA of Mobula hypostoma (lesser devil ray), 5034 nucleotides long. RefSeq names its product sorting nexin 13 (gene snx13). Gene Ontology annotation, molecular function: phosphatidylinositol binding. Lineage: Eukaryota; Metazoa; Chordata; Chondrichthyes; Myliobatiformes; Myliobatidae. The record is from RefSeq and is a predicted model, not a curated record. The coding region runs from base 250 to 2244 and encodes 664 amino acids. The transcript is spliced from 19 exons. Gene Ontology annotation, biological process: positive regulation of GTPase activity. Gene Ontology annotation, cellular component: early endosome.